Molecule: messenger RNA, 2282 nt
Organism: Strigops habroptila (Kakapo)
Lineage: Eukaryota; Metazoa; Chordata; Aves; Psittaciformes; Psittacidae
Product: histone H2A type 2-B
Exons: 2
Coding region: 150-530 (126 amino acids)
Cellular component (GO): nucleosome
Molecular function (GO): protein heterodimerization activity; DNA binding; structural constituent of chromatin
Source: RefSeq, a predicted model, not a curated record
GGCAGCGAUAUCCGCGGCGCGGCGGCGGUAGCGCUGUCAGUGCGGCGGCGGGCGGCGCGCAGGGCGGAGCGGCGGCGGCUGCGGGCGCCGAGACUGUCUGUGCGCGGCGCUUCUUGCGAGGCGGCGGCGAGGGGCCGCUGCCUGCGGCCAUGUCGGGCCGGGGCAAGUCCGGCGGCAAGGCGCGGGCCAAGGCCAAGUCCCGCUCGUCGCGGGCCGGGCUGCAGUUCCCCGUGGGCCGGGUGCACCGGCUGCUGCGCAAGGGCAACUACGCGGAGCGGGUGGGCGCUGGGGCGCCGGUGUACCUGGCGGCCGUGCUGGAGUACCUCUCGGCUGAGAUCCUGGAGCUGGCGGGCAACGCGGCCCGCGACAACAAGAAGACGCGCAUCAUCCCGCGGCACCUGCAGCUCGCCAUCCGCAACGACGAGGAGCUCAACAAGCUGCUGGGCGGCGUGACCAUCGCCCAGGGCGGCGUCCUGCCCAACAUCCAGGCCGUGCUGCUGCCCAAGAAGACGCAGAGCUCCAAGAAGUGAGCGCUGCCGCCUCAGCCCCCCCGCCCCGGCCUCCUUCUCACCGUUGCCCAACUUCCCCUCCCCAUGGGGUUGGGGUUCCCCUUCCUGCCCCCGACCCGGGCUGGGUGCUGAGUCCCGGCAGCACCCUGCCAGACCCCCACUGGCCCCCAGCCCCGGCUGCGACAGGGUGCUGGGGGAGCAUGGGGGAGGCCAGGCCCUGCGUGUGCCCCCAUCCUGCCCCUCUUCCCUCUGGAAGCCUGGAGGAGGCGGCUGGAUCGCAGCUUUCAGCAGCGGCAGCAUCCCGAGCUGUAUGGUUGGGGCACAGCACAGAGCUGCUGGGAGCUGCUGUAGGUAGUUGUGGCUGGCAGGGGGUGGCCACAGGCACCCCCGGCUGCCUCCCCUCUGCCAGUCCCGGAGCAGUGCAGGGUCCCCCCCAGCUCUCCCUGCUCACCCUGGUGUGAGGCUGGGACUCGCUGCUGCUGCUGCCCCCUCCCGCCCCCCAGCGAUGACCCCCCCCGCCGCACUGCAGCCAGGAGGGCAGGGGCUGGGGAAUGUGAAAAGGAGGAAAAGUUUCUCCACUGGCAAGAAGUGACUGUUAGUUCUGUUCCUGGUAAAGGUCGUGAAUUGCCCACUGUCAAGAAGCUCUGCUCCUAUUUAUUUUACUGUCCUUUAUUUCGGGUACCUCCCUGCAAAGUCACCUUCCCAGCACCCCCAGGCGGGAGCUGCGGGGUCCCAUGCGUCGUGGGUCCCACUGGGGUGGGGUGGAGGCUGCAGUGACAAAUCCCCUCGGAGAGCGUCGCAAGGUCAGGCAGGAGCGGGAGCUGCCAUCUUCUGCCGUGGCUCCAUCGCUUCAUCCCUCCCUCCCUCCGGCUGCAGCAGCCCUUUGCCUCGCCCGGAGCUCCCCCGAGCCCUGGUUCCACUCCUGGAGAUGACAUUCCUGUGUCUUUCCGUUUUGUUGGUUGGUUGUUCAGCACUAUUCCUGGUUCUGGGAAAUAAAGCGACGAUGAUCUCCAUUAACUGUAACCCUUCAUGGAUUAAUGGGCUUUAACCCCCCCGGAGUCUGUACUGAGCCUGUUCCUGGCUGGUGCCGUGUUUGUUUCCUGGUUGUGUGGGUUCAGGGUGAGCGUGGGGCCGGCUUCCUGCCUGUGGCACCCAGGAUGGCUGGUGCAGAGGCAUCAUCCCCCCACUUGCGUGGGGGCCGAUCCCCGUGUGCAUGCGGCAGUGUCGGGUGAUCGGACCCUCACAACGUGGGUUUUAAGUAAAAACAGCAAAAAUGAGCAUCCUCUUGAUGUGCUGUAAGUAGCAUGUGUUCAACCUCUGAAUCUGCUGUUAAAUCCUGUGAUGAAGUAACUUGCCCUGGCUCUGAGUUUGUUGUUGUUAUUACAGAGGAGUUGAAUGUGGUGCUUGUCAGUGGGUCUGUGAAGGGUUUUUCACUCCAGUGUGGAACAUGUCGUGCUGAUGGGGGUUCAGAUGUGUCCCACUGGGGUGUCCUGACCUUGGUGGGGUGGGGGGUGGCCAGCGUGGACCCCAGGAUCCCUCCUCUUCCUCCUGAAAGUGACUGCUGCUGUUGGUGAGAUGGGGCGAGGGGUUUCCUGGCGCGGAGGCCAAUGUGUCUGUAUCCCAAUGUCUUGUUCUCUCCCUCUCGUUCCCCCCAGGCCCAUGUUCUGUACAACCCGAGUGCUUUGUAUCUCUUAGAGCAAAUGCAGACUUGUGAUACUGGAAAGAACGGUGCAACCCCCGUAUCUGAUUAAACUGGUUCCCUGUUGAACGCUC